AUGUUCUCCGUUUUGAAGGAGAUGGUGUUGUUACGAAAUACCAUUAAAGGUGCGGUAUGUGUUGCUGGCUGUGCAGUAUUGGCUGCAAAGCUAAGGGAUGAUAAUACAUUUCGGAAGGUUCACUCAUUUACUGGAGGAGAGGCGAAGACUUUCGAUGAUCACUUCCCUCGCGGUACAUGGAACGAUAACUGGGACUUUCGAUCUCCAUCGUUCCUUUUGAACAAGAACAAAUAUGAUAAGGCUUCUGAUGAAGAAAAAAAGAAAAUGGAAGAGGCCGUGAAGGCUACUGCUAAUCGGAAUAUCUUUCUUAUCCGCCACGGACAGUACGAGUUGGACAACGAAAAGAAAAGCCUUACUCCUUUGGGUAUGUUUUUUUUUUCAGAAUUGAUCGCCAUUGUUCAUUUAAGUCCAUCUUUCAAAUGCCAUUUUUAAUU
This is a messenger RNA of Strongylus vulgaris, 434 nucleotides long. The record is from the annotation of a GenBank genome assembly. Lineage: Eukaryota; Metazoa; Nematoda; Chromadorea; Rhabditida; Strongylidae.